This is a messenger RNA of Podarcis raffonei (Aeolian wall lizard), 2549 nucleotides long. RefSeq names its product zinc finger protein 239-like. Bases 980 to 1918 code for a protein of 312 amino acids. The record is from RefSeq and is a predicted model, not a curated record. Gene Ontology annotation, biological process: regulation of transcription by RNA polymerase II. NCBI's taxonomy places the organism in Eukaryota, Metazoa, Chordata, Lepidosauria, Squamata, Lacertidae. Gene Ontology annotation, molecular function: RNA polymerase II cis-regulatory region sequence-specific DNA binding; DNA-binding transcription factor activity, RNA polymerase II-specific. The transcript has 3 exons.
CCUUAUUUUUAUUAUUAUUUGGGGGGUACUGCCCUGAAGAAGAUGCUAGUGGGAUUCUCUUCUUCUGAUGCCAUGCCAGUCUUGGGUGCACAAUGCCCCUCUGGCCUAAUGAUGUUUUAGCCUGGAUUAUUUAUUAUUUUAUUUAUUAAAUGUAUGCACUGCCAGUUAGACUAGAGGCCCGUCUAACUAGUGCAGCAUCCUGCUCCCCAGAGGCACGUGCACCCGGAGGGCCAGGAAGCUCGCUCGUCGUUGUCCACGCACAGGUAUUUUGUACUCAGUGACGUGUCCCCUCUGUGAACCUGGAAGGUCCCGCUGGAAUCGGCCCUCCCUCCCACUGCAUCCCGCUCAGCCCUUGGAAAACCGCCUCGGCUUCGCCCAGCGCCCCCGUCCGCGCUGCGCGUCGGCCGGGCUCCGCUUCGGUCCUAGGCCCCCGCCGCGGCGCUUGGCAAGGGGGGCUCCGCGCCGGCCUCUUGUUUGGGGCGGCUGCUCCGCGUUGCAAAACAGAAGCGAUGCCGCUAGAGGGCUCUGGCCAUUGUCAAAAAAAGGAGAGGCAGAGAAAGAGGCGACUGUUCUCAUUUUCUCUCUCGCUGCUGCUGCUGCUCCCGCUGACGAUUUUGGGGGCUGAACUUCCCAGGUCAGCGCCGGAGAGCCUUGUUGUUGCUGCUUCUCCUCCUCCUCCUGCUUGCGUAGCAGCGGCAGCAGCAGCCCCAGACCCGGCGCCACCCCGACGGGGCUGCGGGAGCCUCCAGUUUUAAGAAAUCUCCUCGUUCUCCAGCCGCAUCCUCAAGGGAGAGAGGGACCUUUAUCAGCCUCGGUUGCUUUUCUCUCCCCCGCCCCCACUUCUUUCUUUUCUCUCUCCCCCCCCUACCCUUUUUAAUAUUAUCAUUUAAAGGAGAGAUCGCGAACUCUGCAGCUUCUCAGGGUCCCGAUCCUGAAGCCAGAGACUUCCAGAGGCCACAGCCUUCUGCAGAAGUGACUGAUGUAUUUUGCUGAGAUUCAGUGGGCCCUUCUGGACCCAUGCCAGAGACCUGUCUACAGGGACAUUGUGCAGGACAAUUAUGGGACUCUACUCUCACUAGAUGGAGGAACCAUGAACCCAAAUCCCCAGCCUGGAGGUGCAGAGGCUGCGCCGACACAGAAGCAGGUUCCAGGACGCCCUGAAGGCUCCCUUUACCCAGGCCAGAACCAGGCUGGGCAGCAAAGCGAGGAUCCAGGGAAAGGAUGGGCCAAGCCGCCUCUUCCUCCUCCAUUGCCGAAAGGCAACCCCAGUCUCCCACCCCGGGUCUAUAUGGGGCCCGGCCCAAGCCUGUGUGUCCAGUGUGGGGAGAGCCUUGCCCAAACUCGGCACAGUGUCGCCCAGCCCCAGAGAGCCCCCCAUCCUGCCGAUAAGUUCUACCCGUGCUCUGAUUGCGGGAAAAGUUUUGGCGUGAGCUCCCACCUCACCAUCCACCGGAGGAUCCACACGGGCGAGAAGCCUUACGAGUGCAACGAAUGCGGGAAGAGGUUCAGCCAGAGCUCCACCCUUGUUCUCCACCGCCGCAUCCACACCGGAGAGAAGCCUUACAAAUGCGUGGAUUGCGGGAAGUGCUUCUCUGUGAGCUCUCACCUGACCAAGCACCAGAGGGUCCACACAGGGGAGAAGCCGUACGAAUGCCAAGCGUGCGGGAAAAGGUUCAGCCAGAGCUCCACCCUUAUCCUUCACCAGCGGAUCCACACCGGGGAGCGGCCUUACAAAUGCGACGAGUGCGGGAAGACCUUCAGCGUCAGCUCCCACCUCACCAUCCACCAGAGAAUCCACACAGGGGAGAAACCCUAUCACUGCACGGAAUGUGGGAAGAGUUUCCGGCAAAGGUCCGGCCUCAGCACACACCAGAAAACCCACAUGGUCCUCGUGAGACCUUACAAGUGCCCGCCUUGAAGAGGGAACCAAGCUUUGGGUCGCAAACCACCAGCCUUUCUUGCCCGACGCUUUGCUCAGUGAAGCGACUGUGGCUGCAGACAGAUAGAAGGAGGGGAGAGUUGGCUCGCAGCCCGCAUUUUAUGAGCUUCGUUGGAGACUUGUGGGGGGCUGGGGGGCACUGUUAAUGCGAAAGGUACUUCAGGGGUGCCACCCUCCCGCCACAGUUGAGUUAGGGCCAUUCAUGAGAUCCCAACAUGUUCCUUCCAAAAAGCACUUCCGCUUUCAGUGCUAUUUCUUUCAAACCACAACACAGUGUUACGUACAGGGAACGUGGCUUUCUUUCCCAAGCUAGCAGUUUGGAGGGCUGUCUGAAAUGCAAUUUGUGUCAACUGUCACAGACACUAACCGGUUAUUUCCUGUGACAUCGCCAAUGCCAACUUAGAUUGGUUUUCUCCCCCUGAGCGGUCCUCAAGUGUGAAAAUGUUCCAGUAACAAUUUAAAAGGAAAGGAGGAGGUUAAGGGAGUUGGGUAGACUUCUCUUCUCCACAGCAAUGCUCUGCCAUUUUUGUAAACAUUUUCUUUUGCUUAGUUGCUCCUUUCUAGCUUGUUGUUUUCAAUGGUUUAUAUACAGUGAUUGGUGGUGGUUUUA